Molecule: messenger RNA, 6081 nt
Organism: Sabethes cyaneus
Lineage: Eukaryota; Metazoa; Arthropoda; Insecta; Diptera; Culicidae
Product: secretion-regulating guanine nucleotide exchange factor
Exons: 4
Coding region: 104-1177 (357 amino acids)
Cellular component (GO): cytoplasm
Molecular function (GO): guanyl-nucleotide exchange factor activity
Source: RefSeq, a predicted model, not a curated record
CCCAAAUAUUUAUAAGCCAAAGAACCAAGCAAGUAAACAAUGAUGAACAGUUGAGUUAGUUACUAAAUCUUAUUCAAGUUAAAAAUAGUUAACGAAUAACACCAUGCACGGAUGGGGUGCCAACAGCCACGGUCAGCUGGGACUUGGCUUCACCAGUGAGAUGUGCGAUAGUCCGCAACAGGUUGAAUCAAUACCGGUGGAAUUGAAAAACAUUGCUUCCGUCAGUGCCGGUGGUGGCCACACAUUGAUUUUGGCCGACGAUGGACAGUUAUUCGCAAGCGGUUGGAACAAUCGGGGUCAGCUAGGCCUAGGGCACGCAGAGGACGUUAAUCGAUUCACUUGCGUCACCGUCGGCCGGGAAGAAGGGUUCAAAUCUAUUGCAACUGGAUGGGAUGUAUCGGGAGCGAUCAAUGCCCGAGGUGACCUGUACCUGUGGGGUUCGAACGUGUGGCUGCAAAUUGCCGAUAAAAGUGUAAAAUAUCUUUCCACGCCUACUAGAGUGGAAUUGCCGGCCGGACGAUACGCACAGAAAGUUUGCUUCGGUUUGAGGCAUACUUGCGUACUAAUGGAUGAUGGAAGUUUAUUGCUGUUUGGAAAGUCCAAAUGGUUGGAACAGGGGAAAUACGAUGGCUUUGUACGCUGUGGAAUGCCGUUUUUUCAUUUGAAAGAUGAUGAGAAAAUAACCGAUGUUGUUAGUGGCGAGAAUCAUUUAGUCCUCCAGUACCAGCAGGAAGCCAUUGUUUGUAAAGGCGAUGAUAAGUUUGGACAAUGUUUAAAGGGGCGGGAUGUCAAUAUAAGUCGCAACGAGAUUGUUAAACUGCAAUCGGGUUGGUCGCAUUCGGGUUAUUUAACGAGGCAUGGCACUGUUUACCUGUGGGGACGAAACAGUUAUGGGCAGUUGGGCGUGCCAGCUGGUACAGCAGGCUGUGAUGAUCCCGUAUUGUUGAAUAUAGAAAGCAAAGUUAUCGAUUUUUGCCUCGGAUCGCAGCACGGGAUUGCCCUAGCGGAGGAUGGGCUCUAUACGUGGGGUUGGAACGAGCACGGCAAUUGUGGUGUUGGAGGUUUGGAGAAUGUAUGGGCUCCAACCAAAAUCACGGACAUGAAGAAGUGCGACAAAAUUUCAACGGGUGUUGCUUUUUGUUUUGCCUGGCAAACUGGGCGGAGAUUUAGCUUUUAACUACAAUUGGACUUCAAAUUAAGUUCUAUGGUACGGAAAACAAAACGGAUUAUCUGUUUAUCGAAUACCGACAAACUUCUUUUAAAUGGCUUAUGUCGUACGUUUACACCGGAAAUUUUAAAACUAGAGAUCAGAUGGGCUCCAACCAAAAUCACGGACAUGAAGAAGUGCGACAAAAUUUCAACGGGUACUGCUUUUUGUUUUGCCUGGCAAACUGGGCGGAGAUUUAGCUUUUAACUACAAUUGGACUUCAAAUUAACGUACGUAAAACAAAACGGAUUAUCUGUUUAUAGGUAAGCUAUCGAAUACCGACAAACUUCUUUUAAAUGGCUUAUGUCGUACUUUUGCACCGGAAAUUUUAAAACUAGUGAUCAGGUAACAUUUUCUUUAUAUAAUAAUUUUAUGACUUCUGAUUUACCUGACCAUGUUGUUACUGUUUACCUAAAAACAUAAAUUUAUAGUUAGUUUGCAAACUAAGAAUCAGUUCAUUCUCGCCGUUGUUCUUGGAAACACCUUGCUUGGGGUGCGCUAUUAAGUUGAAGUGUUUAGUGAAGUGAUUAGUAAAAAAAUAUUCUGCCUCUAGAAUGUCCACCGCCGUUGUCAGUGAUUUGUGUGGAAAUACUUACUAUGAAGCCGAUCUUAAUAGUUCAUUGCCAGCAGGUAACCGUGCCUCUCGCUCACUCUAUAGAUUCAAUAAUUAUGAGAAUAGGAGCGUCACUCGACCCGUUCCUGUUUCUGAUUUGAACGUCCGAAUGACGGAUAUUCGCGAAAUCGAGGAAGAUCUGCUGCUGGAAAGCGUUUUGUUGAGCCAAAACAACAAUAUUCCUAUGGGCCGCUGUUCGUCUCCAAGCCCGGCUCACUGUUUUCAUUGUGAUCAUAGUCAUAGAAAAAAAUGUUGUUUGUACGUAGGCGACAAGGAAACCGACCUUAAUCAAUAUUCGGCGUGGAAACAAAAUUUGGAAAGUUCACGCGUUAAGUCGAAGUUUACUACGAGAUUUCCAGAGGCAGUUUCUGGUGAUACUACCCCUUACUGGUUUCCAAAAUUUACAUAUAUUGAUCAAAUAAAGCACCAGGAAGCGGAACAACCGCUUGAAUCUUUGGCGAAAAAGUUUAGUAUCUCUUUUUUAUUAAAUGAUUCGGAUACUCUACGCCCACAAAACAUGAUGGAGCAGCAACCGUUGAAUGCACAAUUCUCACCAAGUAUUGCUGAUCGCACAGGUGAAUACCAACGUACAUCAUUUGUUCCAUAUGAUCAAUACUUGAGGGAAAUUGGACUGAUCGGCUCAAGAGAGUUGCUUGAGAUUGCCGCUCGAGGCCGUCGUCAUCGUCAACGUGAAGCAGCUAUUCCGUAUGACCAAUACCUGAGGGAGGAGCGCUUGAUUACUUCGCGAGAAUUAAAAGAUGUUGCCAAUCGGAAUGCUAAUCGUCGUCAACGGCAACGUCAGCGUGAAGCGGCAAAUUCAUACGACCAAUCCCUGAGGGAAGCGAGAAUGAUGAAUUUACCAGCAUCAAGCGAUGCCACUGGUCUAAAUGCUAAUGAUAAUCAACGUAAAAUAGCUACUCCAUAUGUCCGGUACAUGAUAGAACCGCAGCAAAUAAACUCGCAAUUCGCGGAAGGAACCACCAAUCGAAAUCAGCAACGUAGAACCGCUAUUCGACACGACCAAUAUCCGAGGGAAGCUGGGCUGACAAAUGCACCAGAAUCCCUAAAUAUUGCUAAUCAAAAUACUCAUGAUCAACGUCAAAUAACUACUCCAUAUGAACAAUAUAUGAUAGAACAACGACGGAUGAAUUCACUUCUCCCGCAAGAUCUAUUUGAAGAGAACGCUCGAAACUCUGAAGCUAGAAUAGCUGUUCCCUUCGAACAAUGCCUGAUGGAUUUGCGACGGAUAAAAUCGCCAUAUAUUUCGCGAGAUAUCUCCGAACAAAAUGCUUACAAUUGGCAACCUAGCACUGCUAUUACGACCGAGCAGAACACAAUGGAACCUCGCUGGAUGUAUUCACUAUUUCCUCAAAAAAUUUCUGAACAAAAUGCUGUGCAUCACCAGCCUCAGCCAGCUCAGCCAUAUGAACAAUUCCAACAAUACAUGAACGAACUGCGACAGAGAUGUGAUACACGACCGAGGAACUCACAAAAUUCACCUUCUCAAGUAACCGGACCGUACACCGGUACACAGUUCAUUCAGCAGUUUACUACAUAUAACUUCUAUAACGGUGCCAUUCACUCUAACCCUUACGACCAAACACCUCAGUUUUUUCAUCACUAUUCCCCCCUGUGGCACCUAGAGCAGGAACAUUAUCAGCAACAACAACAUCAUCAUUAUCAACAACAUGUGCAAAAUGAACGCUUGCUGCAGCAGCAAUUCCACCCGCAGUAUCCGCAAAACUUUGCAGCAUCAGCUGCAACUGCUGAGCCACAACAUUUGCAGGGACUUCCAUUUUCCCUAUGGAUGCUGUUUUAUCAGCAUAAGACAUCAAAUGAUGCGGCGAGCCAGAUGCCAAGCCAUCCCAACCAACCGGCUGCUGCUGCUGGUUUCGGAAGUGCUGUUCCAAUCGAGGUUGAUUCGCAAAUUCAACAACAACCCUUUUAAUUUCAACCGCAUUUUCCCCAGUGAAAGCAAGAUUAGGGAAUUUUUUCAUGGUACAAAAAAGGUGUGUACGGUUUACUUAUGGUGUAUUAAGUAAUAUUCCAGUGCAUGUAGAACUAGAGAUUAAGCUUUAUUUUAGCUUCAGGAUAAUAACCAAAUGACAAUAGCAGAAUUGUGAGAGCAAUAGCUGUUUAUUGACUGACUUACAACUCUUAAGGUUGGAUCUAGUAAACAACAAACACUGGCUUGCCCAGACCUAAACAGAAGGUUCGAAGGCAAGUUUUGGACAGAAAAUUGCAAAAUAAUCGUAAGAUAGCGGAUCUUUUUACGGAAUUAAUUUAUUUAUCGCAAAAAUUCUGGUCGACUAGGUUAACAACUCCAAAGAUCGGAGUUCCACUGUUAGGACUUUUUUACAUUUAAUUUUAUGGACGGGAUGUGUGUUCCAAUCUGGGCCCACCUGCGAAAUUUAAAUUGGAUUUGAAAACCAACAAGUGAACUUUAGAUUAGACCUUCUUCUUCUUCUUCUUUUUCUUCUUCUUCUGUUGUUGUUGUUGUUGGACAGGUGAAGAUUAGACAUUAGAUUCGCAUUUCGAUUUGAAUUUGGAUUUGAAAUUUUGUUUACAAUUGGGUCAAAAUUGAUAAAAAUUGGACUUUAAACUGGACCUUAAUUGGAAGUUGAAAUUGAACUUUUCAUUGAACUUAAAUUGGGAUUAAAUUAGACUAGAUGCUUAGCUCAUCGUAUGUUCGAAUCUCGAUUGGGAGAGGCUGUUAGAGUCAAUAGGAUCGUUGCAACUGGCCAUGCAAUUGUCCUGCACUCUAACAGCUGGCUGCGAAGUAUGUCGUAUAAAAACAGAACGUCAAGUUUCGAUAACGGAAUGUAGCACCUAGGCUUUAGGCUUAGCUCAAAUUAGGCUUCAAAUCAGAACUGAAUUUGACUUGCAAUUGGACUAGGGCUCAAAUUGGAAUUUAAUUCGACUUGGGAUUGACCUUAAAAUGGGACAUUAAAUUGGGAUUGAGAUUGGACCACAAAUGAAUUUUAAAUUGUACUUAAAAUUUGGUAUGAAAUUGCACUUCAAAGUAGUUUUGGUAUUGGACUUCAAAUCGGAGGUGAAAUUCGAACUAAAUUAGGCUUGGGAUUGAACCUAAUAAUCCAGGACAUGAAAGCGUACUUAAAUUAGACUUUGAAAUGGAACCUGAAAUAUGAAAUAACGCAUGCAAUUGAACAUGGAAUUGGACCUUACAGAGACUUGAAAUCGGUGGUGAAAUAGAAGUCUAAACAGACUAGAAAUAGGUUUUAAAAUGGGGCAUUGAAAUUAGACCUCAAUUGGAUUUCAAAUUGCAGUUGAAGUUAGAGUUGUAUUUGACCUCAAAAUUGAACAUUAAAUUGCACUUAAAAUUAGACCUGAAAUCGGAGAUGAAAUUGCAAAUAAAUUAGAUUCUGCUUUGUACCUAAUAUUGGACAUUCAAUUAGACAGGCCAAAUUAGACUUGAGAUCGGAGGUGAAAAUGGAACUAAAUGAAAUUCGGAAUUAGACUUAGAACGGGACAUUAAAUUGGACAUGACAUCAGACCUAAAUUGGAGUUUGAAAUUGAACAUGAAAUUUGAUUUGAAAUUAGACUGGGAAUUGAAAAUGAAAUUGGGCUUGAACUAGACUAGAAAUUGACUUUAAAAUGGGACUUUGAAUUGAACUUGUGAUUAAACAUGAAAAUUGACUUGAAUUUAAACUCCAAAUCGUACUUGAAAAUUGACUUAAAUUGGACUCCAAUUUGAGAAAUUGUUUUGUUAUACAUUAAAUGAAGGUUGGGCACGCCAGAGACACCAAUGACCCAUUCCAGCGUUACGAGACACUAUCCUUAGUAUGCAAAUUGGUUCCUGUUUCCUCAAAUCCCUGGUAUUCUAGUGGAAAAUAAAAUACUCUUUGAAUAAAUAUUUUGCAAGGUAUUUGCCAAAAAAUUGGUGAAACAGGAGGCGAUUCAUACGGUAACAAUGGGUGCUAAUUGUGUCCCAUAACGCUGGAAUGUGUCCAAUAUGAUAAUCUAGUUAACAAUAUUUAAGGAGUUAAAAGGAAUCUUAAAUGAAGGGCAACGACGGCGUUAAUUUUCGACUUAUUUAAUAUUUAUUCAGAUAAAUCACGAGUAACAUUAUGCAUAAAACAACAACAAAGCUGACUUUAGCGAUAUAUUAGGUAUUUCUCGUGAAUCAUUUAAAACCCUUGUUAAUUUAACUUCUCAGUAAAGCACAAGGCAAGACGGAACGAAACAUAGCAAAAAGAAAAUUUUUAUCGAAACAUUUGAUAAAUUAUUGAUAGACAAUAAA